Arctia plantaginis is the source of this 468-nucleotide messenger RNA. The record is from the annotation of a GenBank genome assembly. Lineage: Eukaryota; Metazoa; Arthropoda; Insecta; Lepidoptera; Erebidae.
AUGGCCCUCUGCUGGGCACGAUUCUCACAUCGCUCCCUAGAACUGAAGGCGGCCAGUGUGAUAGAAUUCAGGGUGCUCUAUGCGAGUCCUCAACGACAGGCUGCUAAAAAAGCGUCUGAAAAUAUGCGUUCGAUCUACUGUUGCCCAAAAAGGGACGAACAGAACUCUGUUACUGAUAAACAAACCAGCGGAGACGACACUAAGGCUAAAACUCCUGUCAAAAGUAGCAGCAAACCGCCUGGCAAAGGUAAAGAAAUGAAAGAGGGCCACGGCAAGAUUAGUAGGAAAAAGUCGAAAGAAUUGGAGAAAGAACCCAUCGCAUAUGUACCUCAGAGACAAGCUGCUAAGAAAGCGGCUGCACAUAUUAAGAGUGGGCUGGGUACUAAGUUACCAGCUACUGAGAUGGAUGAGAAAAAGAAAGACGAUCAAAUCGAUCCAAUUAAGUCCUCCGCCCAUGAAGAAGGAUGA